CAAAAUGCAAAUUGCUAAGGACCGGCACGUAUAUUACCUGAAAUCAAUCCCUCAGAGUUUCGUUGUUUCUCUCUCAUCUUUCUCUUCCAAAACCGUCUCUCUCUAUCGCUCUGCCUCUUGACUCUCUUGCUUCUCUCGGUUCUCUCUGUAGAUCGAUUGCUGGGUUUCGACGAACGCUUGUUUAAUUGAAAUUCGAGAUCGUGUUUCCCUCCUUAAUGUUGAAUCGGUUCGUUUCUCGGAUCUCGAUGAUCCUCGAUUUUCUGAACCAAACGUGAGGAAAACCUUUCCAUUUUCGCUCCCAGCUAAUUUCCUGUCCCGUUCGUCGCCGCCAUGUUCGAAGCUCAUGUACUGCAUCUGCUUCGGAGGUAUUUGGGUGAAUAUGUGCAUGGACUCUCGACAGAGGCUCUGAGGAUUAGUGUCUGGAAAGGGGAUGUUGUUCUUAAAGAUUUGAAGUUGAAGGCGGAGGCUCUGAAUUCACUGAAACUUCCAGUUGCUGUCAAAUCCGGUUUUGUCGGGACCAUCACUUUGAAGGUCCCUUGGAAAAGUUUAGGGAAAGAGCCAGUCAUUGUUCUGAUUGACCGUGUAUUUGUUCUUGCUUAUCCUGCCCCUGAUGGCCGAACAGUUAAGGAGGAAGACAGGGAAAAGCUUCUAGAGACCAAGCUUCAGCAGAUCGAGGAAGCAGAAUCAGCAACUCUUGAAGCAAGAGCAAAAUCGAAGCUGGGAAGUCCUCCAGCCGGAAAUUCAUGGCUAGGUUCGCUUAUUGCUACGAUCAUUGGCAAUCUGAAAGUAUCCAUCAGCAAUGUACAUAUUAGAUACGAGGAUUCUACCAGUAAUCCAGGGCACCCCUUUGCUGCGGGCAUAACCUUGGCCAAGCUCGCAGCUGUUACAAUGGAUGAGGAAGGAAAUGAGACCUUUGAUACAAGUGGUGCUUUGGAUAAACUGCGUAAGGCUAACACAUCGUCCCUGUCACAGUCAUUGCAGCUGGAAAGGCUUGCUCUGUACCAUGAUUCUAAUAGUUUUCCCUGGGAAAUAGAGAAGCAAUGGGACGAUAUUAGUCCUGCGGAGUGGGUUGAGAUGUUUGAAGAUGGCAUAAAGGAGCAAACCGAGCAUAAAAUAAAGUCAAAAUGGGCCUUGAAUCGUCGAUAUCUAUUGUCUCCUAUCAAUGGAUCUCUUAAGUAUCACCGGUUAGGAAACCAGGAGAGAAAUAAUCAGGAGCUUCCAUUUGAAAGAGCGUCAGUUAUCCUAACUGAUGUUAACGUAACAAUCACAGAGGAGCAAUAUCACGAUUGGAUAAAGCUAGUCGAAGUUGUUUCAAGAUACAAAACAUAUAUAGAGAUUUCACAUUUAAGACCGAUGGUUCCAGUUUCAGAGGCUCCUCGUUUGUGGUGGCGCUUUGCUGCUCAAGCUAGUUUGCAACAAAAGAGAUUAUGCUAUCGAUUUUCCUGGGAUAGCAUUCACCAUCUUUGUCAGUUACGCCGGCGCUAUAUUCAGCUGUAUGCCAACUUUCUGCAGCAGUCAUCAAAUGCUAAUAACCCAGAGAUGAGAGAAAUCGAAAAGGACCUUGAUUCCAAAGUGAUUCUUUUGUGGAGGUUGCUUGCACAUGCAAAGGUAGAAUCUGUAAAGUCCAAAGAAGCAGCCGAGCAGAGAAAGCUGAAAAAGGGUGGUUGGUUCUCGUUUCAAUGGCGGACAGAAGCUGACCCUGAGGUCGAUAGUGCGGCUGACGGAUCAAAAUCGAUGGAGGAAGGAUUGACUAAAGAAGAGUGGAAGGCCAUAAAUAAGUUACUGAGUCAUCAGCCAGAUGAAGAGAUGAAUUUGUAUUCAGGAAAAGACAUGCAGAAUAUGACUCACUUUCUUGUAACGGUAUCAAUUGGUCAAGGUGCAGCUAGGAUUGUUGAUAUAAACCAGACUGAGGUGCUGUGUGGUAGAUUUGAGCAGCUUGAUGUGACGACCAAGUUCAGACACCGGAGUACUCAGUGUGAUGUAUCACUGAGGUUCUAUGGCUUAUCUGCACCAGAAGGUUCGCUUGCGCAGAGUGUAUCCAGUGAGAGAAAGACAAAUGCCUUGAUGGCUAGUUUUGUGAACGCACCAAUUGGAGAGAACAUUGAUUGGAGGCUAUCAGCCACGAUAUCCCCUUGUCAUGCUACGAUCUGGACUGAAAGUUAUGAUCGUGUAUUGGAGUUUGUGAAGCGAAGUAAUGCCGUUAGCCCUACUGUUGCGUUGGAAACUGCUGCUGUGCUUCAGAUGAAAUUAGAGGAAGUGACCCGACGGGCUCAAGAGCAACUUCAAAUAGUGCUGGAGGAGCAAAGCAGAUUUGCUCUCGACAUUGAUCUUGAUGCUCCAAAAGUGAGAAUUCCUUUGAGGGCUUCAGGAUCGUCCAAGUGCAGUAGCCAUUUCCUUUUGGAUUUUGGUAACUUUACGCUAACCACCAUGGAUACUCGGGCUGAGGAGCAAAGGCAAAACUUAUAUUCUCGGUUCUGCAUUUCUGGAAGAGAUAUUGCCGCUUUCUUUACAGACUGUGGAUCUGACAACCAAGGUUGCAGUUUACUCUUGGAAGAUUUCGCUAAUCAACCGAUUCUGUCUCCCAUUCUAGAGAAAGCGGACAACGUUUAUUCCCUGAUUGAUAGGUGUGGAAUGGCAGUUAUUGUUGAUCAGAUUAAAGUACCUCACCCAAGUUACCCAUCCACAAGAAUUUCCAUCCAAGUGCCAAAUAUUGGUGUUCAUUUCUCGCCAACAAGAUAUAUGAGGAUCAUGCAACUGUCCGACAUCUUAUAUGGGGUUAUGAAAACCUACAGCCAAGCUCCUGCUGAUGACAUCCCAGAUGGAAUCCAACCUUGGAGUCCUGCAGAUCUUGUUAAUGAUGCUAGAAUCUUAGUUUGGAAGGGAAUUGGCAACUCUGUUGCUACUUGGCAGCCUUGUCACCUUGUUUUGUCUGGUUUAUAUCUGUAUACAUUUGAAUCAGAGAGGUCACUUGAUUAUCAACGUUAUUUAUGCAUGGCUGGCAGACAAGUAUUCGAGGUUCCGCCCGCAAAUGUUGGUGGUUCGCCAUACUGCCUUGCUGUCGGUGUAAGGGGGAUAGAUCUUAAAAAGGCCCUGGAGUCUUCUAGCACCUGGAUCAUAGAGUUUCAGGGGGAGGAGAAGGCAGCUUGGAUGAGAGGACUUGUCCAAGCCACUUAUCAAGCUUCGGCUCCUCUGUCGGGGGAUGUACUUGGUCAGACAAGUGAUGGUGAUGGUGACUUCCCUGAAACUCAGACCGGGAAUUUGAAGGCUGCUGAUCUUGUUAUUAAUGGUGCUUUAGUUGAGACGAAGUUGUAUCUGUACGGAAAGAUCAAGGACGAACGUGAUGAGCAGGUUGAAGAGGUUCUGCUUCUCAAAGUUCUUGCUGCCGGAGGAAAGGUCCAUAUGAUAAGUUCAGAGAGUGGCUUAACCGUUAGGACGAAGUUGCACUCUCUGAAAAUCAAAGAUGAACUUCAGCAUCAGCAGUCAGGAAGUGCUCAGUAUUUGGCUUACUCUGUUCUGAAGAACGAAGGCAUACAAGACUCACCAGGAAUAUGUGAUUCUUAUGACAAGGAAAUGUCUGUAGGACAUGCAGAUGAUGAAGAUGCCUUCACAGAUGCUUUGCCAGAGUUUCUGUCUCCUACAGAACCAGGUACUCCGGAUAUGGAUAUGAUUCAAUGCAGCAUGAUGAUGGACUCUGAUGAACAUGUGGGACUCGAGGAUGCUGAAGGUGGAUUUCAUGAAAAAGACACGUCUCAGGGAAAAGGCCUUUGCGAUGAGGUAUUUUAUGAGGUGCAGGGUAGCGAAUUUUCUGAUUUCGUAUCAGUUGUUUUCUUGACUAGGAGCUCCAGUUCCCACGAUUAUAAUGGAAUCGACACACAGAUGAGCAUUCGCAUGUCAAAAUUGGAGUUCUUUUGCAGCAGACCGACUGUAGUUGCUCUAAUUGGUUUUGGAUUUGACUUGAGCGCUGCAACAUAUGUUGAAAAUGAUAAGAAUACCAACACUCGCGCAUUUGAGAAGUCUGAUAGUGAGAAAGAAACAAAUGAUGAAGGUGGACGCAUUGAAGGAUUACUUGGAUAUGGCAAGGACCGCGUUGUGUUUUACCUGAACAUGAAUGUUGAUAGUGUGACUGUGUUUCUUAACAAGGAGGAUGGUUCUCAGCUUGCGAUGUUGGUACAAGAACGAUUCGUGUUGGACAUUAAGGUUCACCCGAGCUCUCUUUCAGUAGAAGGGACUCUAGGAAAUUUUAAACUAUGUGACAAGUCGCUAGACUCUGGAAACUGCUGGAGUUGGCUCUGUGACAUACGUGAUCCUGGCGUGGAGUCUCUUAUCAAGUUCAAAUUCAAUUCAUAUAGUGCUGGAGAUGACGACUACGAAGGAUAUGAUUAUAGCUUAUCUGGUAGGUUAUCAGCUGUUCGCAUUGUAUUCCUCUACAGAUUUGUUCAAGAGGUUACAGCGUACUUCAUGGGACUUGCCACUCCUCAUUCUGAAGAAGUCAUUAAGCUUGUUGACAAAGUGGGAGGCUUUGAGUGGCUAAUCCAGAAAUAUGAGAUGGAUGGUGCUACUGCGCUGAAACUAGACCUUUCGCUAGACACUCCAAUAAUUGUUGUCCCUAAAGAUUCUCUGAGCAAAGAUUACAUUCAACUUGACCUUGGUCAGCUGGAGAUAUCGAAUGAAAUAAGCUGGCAUGGGUGUCCGGAGAAAGAUCCCAGUGCUGUGCGUGUAGAUGUUCUUCAUGCGAAGAUUCUUGGGCUAAAUAUGUCAGUAGGCAUAAAUAGUUCAAUUGGUAAACCAAUGAUACGUGAAGGCCAAGGAUUGGAUAUUUUUGUCCGGCGCAGCCUACGAGAUGUUUUUAAGAAAGUCCCAACACUUUCAGUUGAGAUCAAGAUUGAUUUCUUGCAUGCUGUGAUGUCUGAUAAAGAAUAUGAUAUUAUUGUAAGUUGCACAAGCAUGAAUUUGUUUGAGGAGCCUAAGCUACCUCCAGAUUUCCGUGGUAACAGUUCCGGCCCCAAAGAUAAAAUGCGCCUGCUGGUUGACAAAGUUAACUUAAAUAGUCAGAUGAUAAUGUCACGUACAGUUACCAUACUGGCCGUUGAUAUUAGUUAUGCUCUUCUUGAGUUACGUAAUAGUGUUAAUGAAGAGUCACCAUUAGCUCAUGUUGCGCUUGAAGGAUUAUGGGUAUCCUACAGGAUGACGUCACUAUCUGAGACAGAUUUGUAUGUGUCAGUUCCUAAAGUUUCUGUUCUAGAUAUCCGUCCUAAUACAAAGCCUGAAAUGCGGCUGAUGCUCGGCUCAUCGGUCGAUGCUUCCAAGCAAGCUUCUCCGGAAUCUUUUUCCUUUUCCCUGAAUAAGGGAAGCUUUAAGCGGGCCAACUCUAGGGCUGUUCUUGAUUUUGACGCACCAUGUUCAACGAUGUUACUGAUGGAUUAUAGAUGGCGAGCAUCCUCUCAGUCAUGUGUUUUACGGGUUCAACAACCUCGUAUCCUUGCUGUUCCUGACUUCCUCCUUGCGGUUGGUGAAUUUUUUGUUCCAGCUUUGCGUGCAAUAACAGGAAGAGACGAAACAUUGGAUCCAACAAACGAUCCAAUCACUAGAAGUAGUGGCAUAGUUCUCUCUGAGGCUCUCUAUAAACAGAUAGAAGAUGUUGUGCACUUGUCCCCUUGUAGACAGUUAGUAGCAGAUUCACUGGGGGUUGAUGAAUAUACUUAUGACGGAUGCGGAAAGGUAAUCUCGUUGAGUGAACAAGGAGAGAAGGAUUUAAACUCAGGAAGAUUAGAACCCAUCAUAAUCGUUGGGCAUGGAAAGAAGUUGCGGUUCGUGAAUGUAAAAAUUAAGAAUGGAUCGCUCCUGAGCAAAAGCAUUUACUUGAGUAACGAUAGCAGCUGCCUAUUUUCCCCUGAAGAUGGUGUUGAUAUCUCAAUGUUAGAAAAUGCGUCAUCUAAUUCUGAGAAUGUGCUUAGCAAUGCGCACAAUUCAUCAGAUUUUUCAGAUACUUGUCAACCGGAUUCGAAGUCUGUCCAGAGUUUUACCUUCGAAGCUCAGGUUGUUUCUCCUGAAUUCACUUUCUUUGAUGGUACAAAAUCCUCCCUGGAUGACUCCUCUGCUGUAGAAAGGCUUUUGCGAGUGAAAUUGGAUUUUAAUUUUAUGUACGCCGCAAAAGAGAAUGACACCUGGAUUCGAGCCUUGCUAAAGAACCUGGUGGUGGAAACUGGUUCUGGUCUCAUCAUUCUUGAUCCAGUCGAUAUUUCCGGAGGAUACACUUCUGUCAAAGAGAAAACAAAUAUGUCCUUGACGUCAACUGACAUAUACAUGCACCUUUCUCUGAGUGCUCUUUCUCUCCUACUGAAUCUGCAGAGCCAAGUAACUGGAGCUUUACAAUCUGGAAAUGCUAUUCCUUUAGCUUCAUGCACCAACUUCCACAGGAUUUGGGUUUCGCAGAAAGAAAAUGGACCCAGGAACAACCUCACAAUUUGGAGGCCACAGGCGCCUUCAAACUAUGUCAUAUUGGGAGACUGUGUGACGUCAAGGGCAAUUCCUCCUACACAAGCAGUAAUGGCAGUAAGUAAUACAUAUGGGCGCGUGCGGAAGCCGAUUGGGUUUAAUUGUAUUGGCCUGUUCUCUGUUAUUCAAGAUUUUGGAAGGGGUAAUGGUCAACAUUCUCGUGAUAACAAUGAAUGCUCCCUCUGGAUGCCUGUAGCUCCUGCAGGAUACACUGCUAUGGGGUGUGUUGCAAAUAUAGGAAGUGAGCCACCACCAGAUCACAUUGUUUAUUGUCUAAGGUCUGACCUUGUAUCUUCCAGCAGUUUCUCUGAGUGCAUAUACACUGUGCCCUCCAGUUCAGUAUUAGAGUCUGGAUUCAGCAUCUGGCGUGCUGAUAAUGUUCUUGGAUCAUUCUAUGCUCACUCUUCAACUGCGUCUCCUUCCAAACAAUAUAGUUCUGGCCUCAGUCAUUGUCUUCUUUGGAAUCCUCUUCAGUCGAAGACAUCCCCAUGCUCUGACCCAUCAUCUGCAGCUAGCUCUCAGAGCGAGCAAACAAGUGAUCAAACUGGAAAUUCAUCACGAUGGGACAUUCUUAGGUCAAUUUCUAAGCCAACUAGUUAUCAUGUUUCUACUCCUAAUUUUGAGAGAAUCUGGUGGGACAAGGGUGGUGAUCUUCGUAGACCUAUCUCAAUAUGGAGGCCUAUACCACGUCCUGGUUUUGCCGUAUUGGGUGAUAGCAUAACUGAAGGGUUGGAGCCACCAUCACUUGGAAUACUCUUCAAAGCAGAUGACUCUGAGAUUGCUGCAAAACCUGUGCAGUUCAAUAAAGUCGCACAUAUUGUGGGGAAAGGUCUGGAUGAAGUUUUCUGCUGGUUUCCUGUUGCACCUCCUGGUUAUGUUUCUCUAGGAUGCGUUCUUUCCAAAUUUGAUGAGGCGCCACAUGUGGAUUCGUUCUGUUGUCCAAGGAGUGAUCUUGUUAACCAGGCCAACAUUUAUGAAUCUUCUGUCUCAAGGUCUUCAAGUUCAAAGUCUUCUCAAUGCUGGAGCAUUUGGAAAGUUGACAAUCAGGCAUGCACUUUUCUUGCACGUUCUGAUCUAAAAAGGCCUCCAACUCGAUUGGCUUUCGCUGUUGGAGAAUCUGUAAAGCCGAAGACACAGGAAAAUGUAAAUGCGGAAAUUAAGCUGAGAUGCUUCUCUCUGACACUUCUAGAUGGCUUACAUGGAAUGAUGACUCCGCUCUUUGACACAACUGUUACCAAUAUCAAGCUAGCAACUCAUGGUCGCCCUGAAGCCAUGAAUGCAGUACUCAUUUCCUCAAUCGCUGCUUCAACAUUUAACCCACAGCUGGAAGCAUGGGAACCUCUUCUAGAGCCAUUUGAUGGAAUAUUCAAGUUGGAAACAUAUGAUACUGCCUUGAGUCAAUCAUCAAAGCCAGGAAAACGGCUACGAAUUGCCGCUACUAACAUUCUGAACAUAAAUGUUAGUGCCGCAAACCUUGAAACUCUUGGUGAUGCCGUUGUUUCCUGGAGGAGGCAAUUAGAACUUGAAGAAAGAGCGGCCAAAAUGAAAGAGGAAUCAGCUGUCUCUCGUGAGAGUGGGGAUCUUUCAGCUUUUUCAGCUCUUGACGAAGAUGAUUUUCAGACCAUUGUGGUAGAGAAUAAACUCGGCCGCGACAUAUAUCUGAAAAAGCUGGAGGAGAACUCAGAUGUUGUUGUAAAAUUGUGUCACGAUGAAAACACUUCUGUCUGGGUUCCACCACCAAGGUUCUCCAAUAGGUUAAAUGUUUCAGACAGUUCUAGAGAAUCACGCAAUUACAUGACUGUACAGAUUCUUGAGGCUAAGGGUUUGCAUAUCGUCGAUGAUGGCAACAGUCACAAUUUCUUUUGCACCCUGCGCCUCGUUGUUGAUAGUCAAGGUGCAGAACCACAAAAGCUUUUUCCUCAAAGUGCUAGGACAAAGUGCGUGAAGCCGUCCACUACAGUUGUCAAUGACUUGAUGGAGUGCACUUCCAAGUGGAAUGAACUUUUCAUUUUUGAAAUCCCAAGGAAGGGAUUGGCCAGAUUGGAGGUUGAAGUAACAAACCUUGCUGCUAAAGCUGGAAAAGGGGAGGUCGUCGGGUCGCUUUCAUUUCCUGUUGUACAUGGGGAAAAUACACUUCGAAAGGUAGCUUCAGUAAGGUCGCUACCUCAAUCAAGUGAUGCUGAGAAUACAAGUUCCUAUACGCUUCAGAGAAAGAAUGCCGAAGAUAUACAUGACAAUGGAUGCUUGCUUGUCUCAACAUCUUAUUUUGAGAAGACUACAAUCCCCAACACACUAAAAAAUAUGGAAAGCAAGGAGUUUGUUGACGGUGACACUGGUUUCUGGAUUGGAGUUCGGCCUGAUGACUCAUGGCAUAGCAUUCGCUCGCUGCUUCCGCUCUCUAUUGCUCCGAAAUCACUAGAAAAUGAUUUUAUUGCAAUGGAAGUUUCUAUGAGAAAUGGAAGAAAGCACGCAACAUUCAGAUGUUUAGCGACCGUUGUAAAUGAUUCAGAUAUCAAUUUAGAGAUAUCCAUAUCUUCUGAUCAGAAUGUCUCUUCAGGAGCAAGCAAUCGUAAUGCUUUGAUUGCCUCUGGAUCUUCCUAUGUUUUACCAUGGGGAUGUUUAUCAAAGGAUAAUGAACAGUGCCUACAUGUCCGGCCAAGGGUUGAGAAUCCGGAUCAUUCUUAUGCAUGGGGUAGCUGCAUCGCCGUAAGUUCUGGUUGUGGAAAAGAUCAACCAUUUGUUGAUCAAGGUUUGCUUACUCGGCAGCAAACUUUCAAGCAAAGCAGCAAAGCAUCUGCUUUUGCUUUGAAAUUAAACCAGCUUGAGAAGAAGGAUAUGCUUUUCUGCUGCCAGCCCUCUACUGGGAGUAAGCCAUUUUGGCUCAGCGUAGGAGCAGAUGCGUCAGUUCUUCAUACAGACCUUAAUACACCUGUUUAUGAUUGGAAACUUUCUAUUAAUUCUCCUUUGAAGCUCGAAAAUAGACUUCCUUGCCCAGUCAAAUUCACUGUGUGGGAAAAGACAAAAGAAGGCACAUAUCUUGAGAGACAACAUGGUGUAGUAUCUUCAAGGAAGAGUGCUAACGUAUACUCAGCAGAUAUUCAGAGACCUGUAUAUAUUACAUUAGCUGUGCAUGGUGGUUGGGCUUUGGAAAAGGAUCCUAUCCCUGUUUUAGAUCUAUCUUCAAGUGACAGUGUGUCAUCCUUUUGGUUCGUCCAUCAACAGAGCAAAAGGAGACUGCGUGUAAGUAUAGAACGUGAUGUUGGAGAAACAGGGGCUGCACCAAAAACGAUAAGGUUCUUUGUGCCAUACUGGAUUACAAAUGAUUCAUAUCUUCCUCUAGCCUAUAGAGUGGUGGAGAUUGAGCCUUCAGAAAAUGUGGAAGCUAGCUCCCCCUGCCUGUCUAGGGCUUCCAAAUCUUUUAAGAAAGCUCCUGGAUUUUCGAUGGAGAGGAGACAACAGAGGAAAAAUCUUCGAGUGCUUGAGGUUAUUGAGGAUACUAGUCCUAUGCCUAGCAUGCUUUCUCCACAAGAAUCAGCUGGUCGGAGUGGCGUGGUGCUGUUUCCAUCUCAGAAGGAUUCUUAUGUUUCCCCACGAAUUGGAAUUGCUGUCGCAGCUAGAGAUUCAGAGAUCUACAGUCCUGGAAUUUCUCUUCUUGAGCUUGAGAAGAAGGAACGCAUAGAUGUAAAGGCUUUUUGCUCAGACGCCUCGUACUACAAGCUCUCGGCAGUACUGAAUAUGACCUCGGACAGAACAAAGGUUAUUCAGCUCCAGCCACACACCUUAUUCAUCAACCGGGUGGGUGUGAGCAUCUGUAUUCAACAGUGUGAUUGUCAGACAGAAGAAUGGAUUAAUCCUUCUGAUCCUCCAAAGCUCUUUCGAUGGCAGUCUUCCACCCGGACUGAGUUGCUGAAAUUACGAGUGGAGGGAUAUAGAUGGAGCACACCAUUCAGUGUCUUUGGAGAAGGUUUAAUACGUGUCCCUGUUGAAAGAGAAGAUGGGACUGAUCAAUUGCAGCUAAGAGUACAAGUCAGAAGCGGGACAAAGAACUCACGUUACGAAGUUAUUUUCAGGCCGAACUCUGUCUCCGGUCCUUACAGGAUCGAGAACCGUUCCAUGUUCCUUCCUAUUCGCUAUCGCCAAGUAGAUGGUGUCAGCGAGUCUUGGCAAUUUCUUCCUCCUAACGCGGCUGCUUCAUUUUAUUGGGAAGAUCUUGGUAGACGACAUCUAUUUGAACUCCUUGUUGAUGGAAAUGAUCCUUCUAAAUCGGAAAAAUUCGAUAUUGAUAAGAUUGGUGAUCAUCCACCACGAAGUGAGACUGGACCUACCAGACCCAUUCGAGUUACUAUUGUAAAGGAAGAUAAAAAGAACAUUGUGAGAAUCAGUGACUGGAUGCCGGCAAUUGAGCCUACUUCAAGCAUAAGCAGAAGACUUCCAGCAUCAUCUUUGUCAGAGUUAUCUGGAAAUGAGUCUCAGCAAUCUCAUCUUCUGGCCUCGGAAGAGUCUGAGUUUCAUGUGAUUGUUGAGCUCGCUGAGCUGGGAAUCUCUGUUAUCGAUCAUGCUCCUGAGGAAAUACUGUACAUGUCAGUUCAAAACUUCGUUGUGGCAUAUUCAACCGGCUUGGGCUCUGGGCUUAGCAGGUUCAAACUAAGGAUGCAAGGAAUACAAGUGGAUAACCAACUGCCAUUGGCUCCAAUGCCGGUUCUGUUCAGACCACAGAGAGCUGGAGAUAAAGCUGAUUACAUUUUGAAGUUUUCUGUUACUUUGCAAUCAAAUGCUGGUCUCGAUCUCCGUGUCUACCCGUAUAUAGGUUUUCAGGGACGUGAAAAUACUGCCUUUCUGAUUAAUAUUCAUGAACCUAUAAUCUGGCGCAUUCAUGAGAUGAUUCAGCAAGCCAACUUGAGUAGACUAUCCGACUCUAACUCGACAGCUGUAUCAGUUGAUCCAUUCAUUCAAAUCGGAGUUCUUAACAUCUCAGAGGUUAGAUUUAAAGUAUCUAUGGCCAUGUCCCCAAGUCAAAGGCCGAGGGGAGUGCUUGGAUUUUGGUCAUCCCUGAUGACUGCUCUUGGGAAUACAGAAAACAUGCCAGUACGCAUAAGUGAAAGAUUUAAUGAGAACAUAUCCAUGCGGCAAAGUACUAUGAUCAAUAAUGCUAUUAGGAACGUAAAGAAAGACCUCCUUGGCCAGCCUCUUCAGUUGCUCUCAGGCGUUGAUAUUCUUGGCAACGCAAGCAGCGCUCUUGGCCAUAUGAGUCAAGGCAUAGCUGCAUUAUCAAUGGAUAAAAAGUUCAUCCAGAGUCGACAGAGACAGGACAACAAAGGUGUUGAGGACUUUGGCGAUAUUAUCAGAGAAGGAGGUGGAGCUCUAGCGAAAGGCCUGUUUAGAGGAGUCACAGGUAUAUUGACAAAGCCUCUCGAAGGUGCAAAGUCUUCUGGUGUCGAAGGCUUUGUCUCAGGUUUCGGGAAAGGAAUUAUUGGUGCUGCUGCCCAACCUGUGAGUGGAGUUCUGGAUCUUCUGUCAAAGACCACUGAAGGUGCAAAUGCCAUGAGGAUGAAGAUAGCAGCUGCCAUCACUUCAGAUGAACAGCUUCUUCGCCGGAGACUUCCAAGAGCUGUUGGCGCUGAUAGCCUGCUUCGUCCUUACAACGAAUACAGAGCACAGGGGCAGGUCAUAUUGCAGUUGGCAGAAUCUGGAUCAUUCCUUGGCCAAGUUGAUCUAUUCAAAGUACGCGGGAAGUUUGCAUUAACGGAUGCUUACGAAAGUCAUUUCAUCCUACCGAAAGGAAAAGUUCUAAUGAUCACACAUCGAAGAGUGAUACUGCUACAACAACCCUCCAACAUAAUGGGUCAAAGAAAGUUUAUCCCGGCCAAAGAUGCGUGUUCUAUACAGUGGGACGUUCUAUGGACUGAUCUUGUAACCAUGGAACUGACUGACGGGAAAAAAGACCAACCCAACUCUCCACCUUCGCGGCUUAUUCUCUAUCUGAAAUCAAAGCCACAUGAUUCAAAGGAGCAAGUCCGCGUUGUCAAAUGCAGUCCCAACACGAAGCAGGCCUUCGAGGUUUACUCAGCCAUCGAUCAAGCCAUUAACCUGUACGGCCAAGAUGCUUCAAAGGGAAUGGUGAAAAACAAAGUGACAAGGCCAUAUUCCCCGAUUUCUGAGAGUUCUUGGGCUGAAGGAACUUCUCAACAAAUGCCAACUUCAGUUACACCAUCUUCAACCUUUGGCACAAGCCCUACGACCAGCUCAAGUUAAUGCUUGGAGCUGUCUGAAUCUUUGAGUUAUCUCACCUUCCAAUGACGGUGGGCGAGAUCGAACACGGCUUUGGUAAAAAAAAAACACUUCAUUUUGUUAAAUUCUUCCGGUGUAGAUUUUUGGUAAUCAUAUCGUAGAAAUAUAUAAUAUGUGUGUACAUAUAUAAAACGUCUGAAGUGCAGAUUUUUCCAACACGAGACUCAUGUUCAUCAACAAAUGUAUACGGGGUUGCCUUAUAUAAUUCUAUUUAUUCAAAUUAUAAUUCUACCACGAUAAACCAGUUUGGAUUCUUCCUCGUUUU
Molecule: messenger RNA, 13048 nt
Organism: Thlaspi arvense
Lineage: Eukaryota; Viridiplantae; Streptophyta; Magnoliopsida; Brassicales; Brassicaceae
Source: the annotation of a GenBank genome assembly